AUGCCGCCGCGAACGGUGAAGCCGAGGGAGGCGGAGACGCGAGCGAGCGCACCGGUGGACGCGCACGCGGAGAUGAAUUUGACGGUGCUGCGAGCGUCGGACGCGUCGAUCGAAUCCAUCGUCGCGCAGUCCAAGCACUGCGUGCUGUAUGGAUUCGACGUGAACUCCCGAUCGUGGGUGCGAAAGAGCGUGGAGGGUGCGCUGUUCGUCGUGCGACGAUCGAGCGCGCCGCGCGAUGCGUUCGUGGUGCUGAACAGAGCCGGGAGCGAGAACUUUACGCGGGAGAUCGGCGGCGAGGCGUUUGAGCUCGAGCGGUCGCCUCCGUACCUCAUGUAUCGAGUUGGAAGAGAGGUGCACGGGAUAUGGUUUCACGACGAAAGUGAGUGCGAAACGAUGUGUGAAGCGUUCGAGCGGGUGAUGUCUGGGUCGAGCGUUGGUUCGGUGAGCGCGGGCGGUUCGAUCGACGAACGGGCGACGAGCGAUUCUCUGAGCGCGUUGUUCGCGUCUGCGAGCGUGAGCGGAGGCGAGAAUCCAAAGAGAGACGUGAAGGCAAGCGUCGUGAAUGGAUCGAACGGUACUACGGUCCCGCGCGUGUUACAGCCACCGCGUAAGGUUAUGGGGACGUCCACGGAGGCGCCACGCGCGACGCGAUCGAAAUCGGCGUCAGUGGCGACAACCGCCAUGGCGGUCGUCAAACCCGCCGCCGUGCGCGCAGCCUUACUAGAACUCAUUGAGGACGACACAUUCAUCGAUCGCAUCACCAAGGCGAUCGCGAGACACUCGUAG
Messenger RNA from Ostreococcus tauri, 786 nucleotides. Its product is annotated as Dcp1-like decapping. NCBI's taxonomy places the organism in Eukaryota, Viridiplantae, Chlorophyta, Mamiellophyceae, Mamiellales, Bathycoccaceae. Gene Ontology annotation, biological process: deadenylation-dependent decapping of nuclear-transcribed mRNA; positive regulation of catalytic activity; deadenylation-independent decapping of nuclear-transcribed mRNA. Gene Ontology annotation, molecular function: mRNA binding; enzyme activator activity. The transcript has a single exon. The record is from RefSeq and is a predicted model, not a curated record. The coding region runs from base 1 to 786 and encodes 261 amino acids. Gene Ontology annotation, cellular component: P-body.